Plasmodium yoelii is the source of this 1779-nucleotide messenger RNA. RefSeq names its product U3 small nucleolar RNA-associated protein 7, putative. Gene Ontology annotation, biological process: maturation of SSU-rRNA from tricistronic rRNA transcript (SSU-rRNA, 5.8S rRNA, LSU-rRNA). The transcript has a single exon. The coding region runs from base 1 to 1779 and encodes 592 amino acids. The record is from RefSeq and is a predicted model, not a curated record. NCBI's taxonomy places the organism in Eukaryota, Apicomplexa, Aconoidasida, Haemosporida, Plasmodiidae. Gene Ontology annotation, cellular component: small-subunit processome; nucleolus; 90S preribosome. Gene Ontology annotation, molecular function: protein binding.
AUGAAAGCUGACUUAUUCGUUGGUCAAAAUGUCGAAACGGAAAAGGUUCCUGAAAAUAAAUUUAACAUAAAUACGGAUAUAAUUAUUCACAAAAUAAAAAAAAAUAUAUUUAAAAAGAAAAAAAAUGGACAUAAUUUAAAUAUAGAUUUAUUAUCAAACAAUAAAGAAACAUUAUUAUCUAAAGAUUUUCCAAAUCUCAAAAAUAUUAAAAAUAAAAAAAUAAAAAAAAAACUAUCAACCGAUGUUAAACUUGCAAUAUUAUCAUCAAAAAAAAUUAUAACAAAUGCUCAAUUUAAUAACAUAAAUGACCAGGGUUAUAUUAAAUUGGCUACCCAUAAAAAUGCCGAAAAAAAAAAUGCCGAAAAAAAAGAUGUUGAAAAAAAAGAUGUCGAAAAAAAAGAUGUCGAAAAAAAUGACCCAAAUGAAAGCCUUAUUAACUUAAGCAAACAAAAGGGAGAGUUAAGGAUAGUAGAAUCUAAAACAUUAAACAAUGAAAAUAAUUUCCAAAAUGAUUCGAUAAAAAUUAGUCAAAAAUAUAUAUAUGAACAUGCAGAUGUAGGAACACAAAAAAAAGUUUUUGAUUUACAUUUAAAUUUAGGUCCUUAUAAAUGCAAUUAUUCUAGAAAUGGAAAAUAUCUAUUAGUAACAGGAGAAAAAGGACAUAUCAGUUUGUUAGAUACUCAUAAUAUGGAAUCAUUGUGUGAAUUAAAUGUAAAUGAAACAGUUAGAUGUAAUACAACUUUUCACAAUCAUAAGCUUUUUGCAAUUGGACAAAAAAAAUAUAUUUAUAUUUAUGAUAAUACUGGAAUUGAAGUAAAUUGUAUAAAAGAUAUUUUAUAUCCAUGUCAAUUAGAAUUCUUACCAUAUCAUUUUUUACUUGCAUCUAUUGGUGAUUUAGGAGAAUUAGUAUAUCAGGAUAUAUCUGUUGGUAAUAUUAUCACAAGAAAAAAAACAAAAAGAGGGCCUUGUUCUAUAAUGAAACAAAAUAAACAAAAUGCAAUUAUAUAUUUAGGACAUAGAAAUGGGCAUGUUACAUUAUGGUCACCAAAUAUGGAUAAAAGCUUAUGUGAUAUAUUUGCUCAUAAGACGCCUAUAUCAUCUAUUGGUGUGUUUGACAAUUAUUUAAUUACAGCUUCUAUUGAUUGUACAUAUAAAUUAUGGGAUAUUAGAAAACUUGAAUAUAUAAAAUCUUUUAAAUCACAUAAUAUUAUAAACAAUAUAGAUAUUAGUGAUACAUCUAUGGUUGCAUUUUCCAUGAAUAGUCAUUUUAGAACAUAUAAAAAUUUUUUUACAAAACCUGAAUUAUAUUUAACACAUAAUACAGGAGGUGAUAAAAUAAAUUCAAUAGCUUUCCAACCAUUUGAAGAUAUAUGCUGUGCAGGUUUAAAGUAUUCUAUUAAAUCUUUUAUCGUUCCUGGAUCUGGGCUAGCUAAUAUAGAUACAUUUGUUAAUAACCCAUAUGAAACUAAAAAACAAAUUAAAGAAAAUGAAAUUAGGCAAUUACUUGAUAAAUUGCCACCUGAAACAAUUCAAUUCAAACCAAAUGAAAUCGGAAAAAUGAAUCCUUAUAUUUCCCAUGAUAAUAUCAAACAAAAUAUUCUAUCUGAACACAUUACUACUGUACGCUCAAAAAAUAAAAAUGCCUCACUUACCAAACAUCAAAAACAACAAAAUGGAAACAAAUCUAACCAUAUCCCAAAUAACAAAAAAAAGGGAAAAAAAAAAGGAAAAAAAAAUAUAAAAAAAAAUGAUAAUAAAAUGGUAAAAAAUAAAACGUGA